Messenger RNA from Lasiosphaeria miniovina, 1797 nucleotides. RefSeq names its product SRP54-type protein. The transcript has 2 exons. Gene Ontology annotation, molecular function: 7S RNA binding; endoplasmic reticulum signal sequence receptor activity; GTPase activity. The coding region runs from base 1 to 1797 and encodes 598 amino acids. Gene Ontology annotation, cellular component: signal recognition particle, endoplasmic reticulum targeting; cytosol. Gene Ontology annotation, biological process: SRP-dependent cotranslational protein targeting to membrane; SRP-dependent cotranslational protein targeting to membrane, translocation. NCBI's taxonomy places the organism in Eukaryota, Fungi, Ascomycota, Sordariomycetes, Sordariales, Lasiosphaeriaceae. The record is from RefSeq and is a predicted model, not a curated record.
AUGGUUCUCCAAGACCUCGGCCGCCGCAUCAAUGCGGCCGUCACCGAUCUGACGCGGGCGCCAAAUCUCGACGAGAAGGCGUUCGACUCCAUGCUCAAAGAGAUCUGCUCUGCCCUCCUCGAAGCCGACGUCAACGUGCGCCUCGUCGGCCAGCUGCGCAAGUCGAUCCGCUCGACAGUCAACUUCAAAGAGCUCCCUCCGGCCGUCAACAAGAAGCGCCUCAUCCAGAAAGCCGUCUUUGACGAGCUCGUCCGCCUCGUCGACCCCCAUGCCGAGCCCUUCAAGCCCAAGAAGGGCAAGAGCAACGUCAUCAUGUUCGUCGGCCUGCAGGGCGCCGGAAAGACGACGACGUGCACAAAACUCGCCCGCCACUACCAGUCUCGCGGCUUCCGCGCCUGCCUCGUGUGCGCCGACACCUUCCGCGCCGGCGCCUUCGACCAGCUCAAGCAGAACGCCACCAAGGCCAAGAUCCCAUACUACGGCAGCCUGACGGAGACGGACCCCGCCGUCGUCGCCCGCGAAGGCGUCGACAAGUUCAAGAAGGAGCGCUUCGAGAUUAUUAUCGUAGAUACGUCAGGCCGCCAUAGGCAGGAGAGCGCCCUGUUCCAAGAGAUGGUAGACAUCCAGGCGGCCAUCCACCCCGACGAGACCGUCAUGGUGCUCGACUCGUCCAUCGGCCAGCAGGCCGAGGCCCAGGCCAAGGCGUUCAAGGAGGCGGCCGACUUCGGCGCCAUCAUCAUCACCAAGACGGACGGCCACGCUGCCGGCGGCGGUGCCAUCUCUGCCGUUGCCGCCACCCACACGCCCAUCGUCUUCAUCGGCACGGGUGAGCACAUGCUCGACCUCGAGCGCUUUGUGCCCAACAACUUCAUCAGCAAGCUGCUCGGCAUGGGCGACAUGGCCGGCCUGGUCGAACACGUCCAGAGCCUCAAGCUCGACCAGCAGGGCACCAUCAAGCACAUGACCGAGGGCAUCUUCACCAUCCGCGACCUGCGCGACCAGCUGCAGAACAUCAUGAAGAUGGGCCCGCUGAGCAAGAUGGCCGGCAUGAUCCCCGGCAUGAGCAACAUGAUGCAGGGCAUGGACGACGACGAGGGCUCGCUCAAGCUCAAGCGCAUGAUCUACAUCUGCGACAGUAUGACGGAGAAGGAACUGGACUGCGACGGCAAGCUGUUCAUCGAGCAGCCGACGCGCAUGACGCGCGUGGCCCGCGGGUCCGGCACCACGGUGCGCGAGGUCGAGGACCUGCUCACCCAGCAGCGCAUGAUGGCCGGCAUGGCCAAGAAGAUGGGCGGCAACAUGAAAAACAUGCAGCGCGCCCAGAACGCCAUGGGCGGUGGCAACAAGGCCCAGCAGCUCGCCGCCAUGCAGAAACGCCUGCAGAGCAUGGGCGGCGCCGGCGGGCCGGGCGGCCCCGGAGCCGGCGGCAUGCCCGACAUGGGCAGCCUCAUGAAGAUGUUUGGCGGCGGCGGUGGGGCCGGCGGCAUGGGCGGCAUGGACAUGAACGCCAUGAUGAAGCAGAUGAGCGGCAUGCUGGGCGGCCAAGGGGGAGGCGGCGGGGGCCGGGGGGGGGGAGGAGGUAGACACUUUUUUUCGCUCUUCUUUUUUUCUCUCUUCUUUUUCACUCUCUUCUUUUUUCCCCUUUUUCUUUGCAUGACUAUUAUUGCUGGGCCUGCCUGUGCCGUAUUUUGUUCUUUUUCUCGGCCCAACGAAAAGAUUGUGGGGGUUUUUGCAUUGCCCGGCGUCAGGGGGUACGUAUCUGUGGGUUGUUGUUGGUUGCGCGCUGAGCCGAGCUGA